Sabethes cyaneus is the source of this 1780-nucleotide messenger RNA. It is a transcript of the gene Tango11, whose product is annotated as transport and Golgi organization protein 11. The record is from RefSeq and is a predicted model, not a curated record. The coding region runs from base 345 to 1169 and encodes 274 amino acids. The transcript has 3 exons. Lineage: Eukaryota; Metazoa; Arthropoda; Insecta; Diptera; Culicidae.
UCGCAAGCUGCGAAAUUUUAGAUGGAAAAUUCUCAUCACUGGAGUCCUUUCGUGAUAUGAAAAGAUAUUUGCGGUUGAAAUUCUGUCUUAAACAGGACAAAAAUUCCUGGCAUCCCUGAUGUUCAAAAACGACAAAAAUUUAGUCGCAGAGGAAAGAAAAGAAAGGACAAAACUUAUUUAAUCCGAAGUAAAAUAGCGAAAAAAAAAAGUUCGACGAGCGGAAGUCUUAUUUUUUCGCCUCUGUGACUCUCGGUGACUGUGCUAGAAAAGCAGUAGCUCGUGGCUUACGAGACGGGUUGAACUCAAAUCGUAGAUUCCUUCAGUGAACAAAAGGCAAAACAACAAUGGCUCGUUCGAUUAGUCCUGGAGGCUAUUCCAAUUACGAAGACGAUUCCCUGUUCCAAAAUGCAGCAUAUACACAUGACAUCAAUGAGCAGAUGCGAGUCCCGAAACGUAUUCGUGCUACGGGCGACUAUUUCGAUGACAAUGAGCUGCUUUCUAACGGAAACGGAGCGAUCAAUUCCUGGAACUAUCACGACAAGAUCGAGAUGAAUGUUCCGGAUCGUAUUGUGGUUCUCGGCCAGGAUCAGCAUUUGGUUCUUACAUCAGGCACAAAAUCGGCUCCCCGUGAGAUAAUGCUGGAGAACUCGAUCCUUCCGAAAGAUCCGGGCUUCGUGCGCGUUUCGACGCCGCCGCGUGUCAUUUCGCUGGCAGAGCACCAUUUCCCGUCGGCUUCGGAUGAACCGGAGGAACGCGAAGCGAUCGAUGAGUACGAAGCACGUUCGUUGGAUUCGGCCGAGGAUAUGAACAACAGCACCGGUGCUGGCGGUGCCGCUGGCACCAGGCAACGCAUGUCUCGGGCCGACGGCCGAAUGGUGGUCAGUGGAGCAGGGAAUUCACAGAAGAGGGCCGCCUUUUCGAAACACAAUGCCGAGCUAGUCGUUAGCAGGAGCUUUCGCGACGAAACGCCCACCUUUGGUGGAAGCGUAGAAAAUCUAACUCCUCCGGAGGAGAUGACCCAUCUUCGUCGACAGGUAGCGAAGAUGAAUAGACGAUUGCUGGCAAUCGAGUUGGAUAAUAUGCAACGCCAGCAGCGGGAAAAGAUCAUCUACUGCGUCGGUUUGGCUUAUUUGUUGCUAAAAACAUUUAUGUGGCUUAGUCGGAAAUAAGCGACGCUCGAAUUUACGCAAAUCUUAACGAUAGAUUGCAAUAAGUAGAAGUUACUGCAAUUCAGAAAGUCAACCAAACACACACAGACAGUACACAGUGCAACUCAUGCUAGCGGAUUUCUAUCGUGAAGCACCACGGGAACCAAAUUGGCUCCAAUUUGAGGAUAGUUUUCAAUUGUUUCUUUGCUUUACUUUUUUAUGAUUGAAAUUACUUCUAGGUUUUAUAGCCUUUCUUGUGUUUUAACUUUCCUUAUUUUUGAAGUAAUUUAGUAUUGUAUCCUUGUAACUGUAGUCAGAAACAGUAUCUAAAACCACAAGUUAAUUUUCACAACAUACAACUUUGUAUUAUUGGUUUACUAGAUUUGCCCCUUAGACUGAAGCCUAUUCAAGUGAAGAGUAAAAUAUGAUAUAAAUUAUACUAACCGAUUAUUAGUCCUCUUGAGAAUGUAUUUUGAAAUUGAACAGAAAGCGACUAAAUUCCCGCCAUGUUUAAAGUAUGUAAUAAAAAAAAUCAAAGAAUACAGUUUAUCCAUUACAUUCAUAAUGUUAAUUACCUAUUAAUAUUUUUUAUUGACAAAGAAAUAAUGUAGGACUGCAAAUAAUUCUGCUGC